Molecule: messenger RNA, 2774 nt
Organism: Rhododendron vialii
Lineage: Eukaryota; Viridiplantae; Streptophyta; Magnoliopsida; Ericales; Ericaceae
Product: autophagy-related protein 13b
Exons: 3
Coding region: 564-2396 (610 amino acids)
Biological process (GO): autophagosome assembly; protein localization to phagophore assembly site; mitophagy
Cellular component (GO): phagophore assembly site; extrinsic component of membrane; cytosol
Source: RefSeq, a predicted model, not a curated record
CACGAUCCGAAGCUUAUCAUCGUCGUCAUAUUCUAAAGUCUCUCUCCCUCUCUCUCUCUCACAUCGCAGUUUCUGAGAAGCUGCUUAAUCCCGUCAUCUGCUCUCUUCCACACUCCAACUCGCCCUUUUUUCUUUAGGGUUCCAAAAAUUCACAAGUGCAAUACGUACAAGUUAUCCGUGCCAUGUUCAUAGUAGAUAUCUCCGCAUAUACCGAUAUACGUAUAGAUUAAAACUGCACUCAUGAAAUCCUGUCCAUAUACAUGUGUCGUCAGGAGCACUCUCGAAACCCUGUUGAUCUCUUGCAAAGCAAUCGCUGGACAACAGUGAGUCCAUCUUACCCACUUCUGUUCUGUAGUACUAUUGUAUAUUGAAUUUCGUUUUGGCUACUCGUGCUCAGCUUAACACCCCAAAUUUUGCACCUUUUACCCCCCUGCACCGUGAGUUCGUUGGUGUUCACGAAUGAUCUUUGGAGUGUUUUUUGUAGUCGAGGUCUAGGGUUCUAGUUGGUAAUUUUAGAGUUUCAGUUUGCCCAUUGCUGUGCUGAAAUUUUUGGUAUUAAACGUAUGGCAUCAUAUCAUGGUCACUCGCAGUCAGAACCCGCGAAAAUGGAACAAAUAAUCACGGAGUUCUUUACGAAAAGUCUUCAAAUUAUACUUGAAUCUAGGGCUCCGUACGUGUCAUCACGUAAUUAUAGCGGAGAACAAAUGAUGUCAUCCCCUUCUUCAUCAUCAUCUUCGUCUUCCAGCAUUAAGCCGAGGGACAAAUGGUUUAACCUAGCACUGAGGGAUUGCCCUGGAGUGCGAGAGAGUACAGAUUUUUGGCGUCACAGUAAUCUUGAACCUAUGGUGGUUGAUGUGAUUUUAGUGAAAAGACCAAAUAGUUUGGAUCCUGUGAGUAAUUCCCCAAGAAGGGGAUUGGUCAGGAACGCGUCAAACGACCGGUUUCCUAGUUUUUGGAAUGCUGACAAUGAUGAUUUUGGGUUUGAGACAAAGGCUGAUAAGAUCAUAGAGAGAUGGGUAGUGCAAUAUGAGAGUCGAAAAAGUGGUAGGGAUAGUAGCUCUGGAACCAAGAGGUCAAGUGGGACUAGUUCACACAUUUUGUAUAAGAAAUCAAUAUUGCUUUUGAGGUCGCUGUAUGCAAUGAUUAGACUUUUGCCCGUGCAUAAACUCUUCCGUGACCUCAAUUCAUCGAGCCAAGUUCUCACAUAUAACCUCUCUCAUCGCGUUUCGUCUUUUGUUGAGCCUUUCACUCGCCGAGAAGAGUCAGGGAUGCAGCGAUUUGAGUUCACACCAGUGGACACCUUUUGUGGUAGGCUUUGCCUCUCUGUGUUGUAUCGCUCAUCGUUUUCGGAUGUUAGCUCUGAACCGUCAACACCUAUCACGCCGCAGUUCAUACCAGAUUAUGUAGGGAGUCCACUGGCAGAUCGAUCAAAGAGGUUCCCAUCUUUGUCUCCAUUUGGAAGGCGUCAUAGCUGGAGUUAUGACCUUUAUGCGGCCUCACCACCUUCAGAAUUUCCCUCACCUUCACCCACUUACUCAGAUUCGCGUGUUUCAGUUUCUAAACCAAGUUCCCAUCGUCUCCCCCCUUCUAGCUUACCUCGCUAUUUGCCUGGAACACCUCCAUUUAAGAGAGAGCAUAAAACUUUUGACGAGUUUGGCCCGUCUCCUGCCUUUUCUCCCUCAACGUCCCCAUCACCACCUGCCGACUUUCAUGGAAAUCAAAUACCUACAACUCUUUUACGGUCUGAAAGUGCGCCUGUUAGCAUACCUGGAUUUAAAGUUGGUGGUGCCUCUUCAUCAAACAAGGGGCAAAUUUUGCCUCCUUCCCCUCCUUUUAAGGGCUCAAGACCUAUUGCUUCCAGGGUGGAGAGAAGUUCAGGCUUGGUUCAGACUAACUCAAUUGUUGACAAGUUCACCUUCGGAAAACAUGAAACUGGAAGGUAUUCUGGGGUGAGGAUAUCAUCCAGUAGCUCACCUCAGAAAUCGUUAUCCAGAAGCUCCAGUAGGUUAUCUCUCGAGGAUGAUUUUGAUGAUUCUGAGUUUUCUGGCCCUUUUAUUGUGGAUGAUGAUGACCUUACUGACACAGGUAGCAGACCUGGAUCUUUUGAUCAGCAAGCACAUAUACGUGAGCCACUUGAGCGGGGAGGAUUUUUUCAAGUAAAAAAGUCCCAAGAUGGUGCUGUUAGUGCUCAUCGUUUGCUGAAGAAAGCCCCUCCUCUCCGUCAGGACAUCACCAAUUCUAUUAUCUCAUCUGAGGAGCCUGGGGUUCAAAAUGCUGCUUCUUUGGGCAUAGUAUCUUCUGGGCUCGUGUUACCCAAAACAACAGCUGAUGCACUUGAAGAGCUCCGGGGAUACACAGAGCUAAAAGACCUGUUGCUUCAGCAAAACCUCACUUAGGCCAAACUUCGGUGCUAUGUUUCUAAAUCCUUUGAAGUUAUGUACAGCAAUUCGGUUUGGUACUUGAGUUUCAUGCCAUGAAUUCCGACUUUCUGGCAAUUUUGUGAAUAUAGUCUGGUAUGUGUAUAUAUGUUGAUAUAGUACGUCUGUAGCAUUUGUGAUCUACACGGUAUGACUUGUAAGUAUAAAUCACUCACUUUGUUCUGAUUGUCCAUAACUGUAUUCAGCAUCCAGUGUUGGGUGUUUCCAUUGAUCAUGCCACUGCGAUGUACGGUAUAUAACGCCGGGGAUACAAAAUGGCAAGAACAUGGGAUUCUCGAUGUGUGACACAUGAUUUUAUUUUUAUGGUAACUGAUGUGAUUGUUAUUUUUGCCAAAA